GAAGUUGUUAUUCUUUAAUAGGAAGAACAUUUUUUGUCUGAUUUUUCUGCUGAUAAAAAGCUCAGCAACCAGGAACGAGCAACACCAUGUGUGAGGUGGCUGGCUGUGGUGCCAGGCGUGGAAUUUGGGGUGUUGCUGGAAGGGCCCAAGCCCAGCCCAAGGCACCUCCUGAUCAGAAGAGCAGCAGGGAAAGGAGUGAUGGUGGUGUGUGCCCUGGGAGCACUGACACUGUGCAAGGGCUGCCAAACCACUCUGUGUGUCCAGAAGUUUUUACUGCUACUGAGGUCCCAAUGGAAGCAGGAAACUGAACGUGCAGCUCUGAGACAAUCCUGGACAAGACACUGGGAAGUUGAGUUGCUCUAUCUGUGAGCCUGGACAUUUGCAGAGGUGCAAGCAGAUGAGCUUUGACAGCCCAGGGAGAAUCAUGAAGCCUUGAUCUCAAACUGGCUCCUGGCUGGAUGAUCUGCAACCUGAUCCCAUUUGUGUGCUUAGCAGCAGAGCAGGGGAAAUUUUGGGGAAAACAAUUCACCUGUUAUUUUGGGAAAAACAAUUCACCUUCACUUAGAAACUCUUCCCAUUUGGAGAGGGGUAUCCAGGCAUAAACUGUUUGUUGCUUUACUGAGGCAAGCAAGCUGACUAGCUGCUCUGUUUAGUGUGAACUGAUUUGGUAUGCACACCAGCAAAACCCUGGUAUGACUGAAAGAAAACAGAAAAAUAUUCUCACAUAUUUUCAAUUGAAGGAAAGCAUUCGGCUCUUGCAUUCAUCAGUAACUAUUUAAUGAAUAAUAAAAAUAGUCACUGGGGAUUCAUUGACAGGUGGGAAGUGAUUAACUUCUAGCAACUAUUGUGAAAAUGGACCAAAUUCUAAUGUCUGAACACACAACGUCUAAUUUUUCUUGUUUUUCCUUUUUUCUAAUUGAAUUUUUGUAUUUUGAAAAGAUUACUUCAUUUAGUUACUUCUAUUAAUAAACUAAGACAGGAAAUGCCAAUGUUUUAUUCACAGAUUUUUACAGGUAUUUUGCAAUUUUAAUUAGUCUGCUGCAAAGUUUUCUUUUUAAUUAUAUUCAGUGUCACACUUCUCUGACAGAGAACAGAAAAUAAAAACCUGUUUGAUCCUGAGUUACCCAUUAACAACAUAUUCCCAAGCUGUCUAACUAUAGAAGCAGCUGCAAAAAAGGCAAGAGUGGUAACUCUCUAUAUAUAAAUAAUUCCUGGUUUUGUCUUUAAACUGCAUCCUUGGUAAUGACACAGCCCCUUGCAUCAGAUAAAAAGAAAGCUCCACCUUUCUUCCAAGAUCCUUCUGUCACCCUGCAUAAAACCUGUAGGAGCGACAGGUUUUGAAGCAUAUUCCCAUUUUUAGGGAAAGGGGCUGAGAAGCCACGGAUAUUUCAUUAUAAUGCCACAAGAUUUAUCAGCAACACCUGAAACCCCCAAAGAAGAUGACAGACCCAAGUGGGACAAUAAGUUCCAGUACAUUUUGAGCUGUAUCGGAUUUGCCGUUGGCCUGGGGAACGUGUGGCGCUUUCCAUACUUGUGUCAGAUACACGGAGGCGGGGCUUUCCUGAUCCCAUACUUCAUCGCUCUUGUCUUUGAAGGAAUCCCACUGCUACACCUCGAGCUGGCCCUUGGGCAGUGCCUGAGGAAAGGCAGCAUUGGAGCCUGGAACACCAUCUCUCCUUACCUUGGAGGCAUUGGAGUUGGUUCAUGGAUGGUGUCGAUCCUGGUGAGCUUAUUCUACAACACUGUGUUAACUUGGGUGAUGUGGUAUUUAAUAAACUCCUUCCAAGAACCUCUUCCUUGGAGUGUUUGUCCUCUAAAUGAAAACAGAACAGGGUUUAAUGAAGAAUGUUAUGAAAGCACUGCAGUAAAUUAUUUCUGGUACAGGAAAACAUUGAACAUAACACCUGAUAUUGCUGAGAGUGGCACGUUCCAGUGGUGGCUCAUUUUGUGCUUAGCAGCUUGCUGGGCAAUUGUCUAUCUCUGCACCAUCCGAGGAAUUGAAAGCACAGGGAAGGCAAUUUAUGUCACAGCAAUAUUUCCAUAUCUGGUCCUGACUAUAUUCCUUAUUCAAGGACUCACUCUACCAGGAGCCACUGAAGGUCUGAUUUACCUCUUCACCCCUAAUCUGAACACUUUGAAAAAUCCCCGUGUAUGGCUUGAUGCAGCUACACAGAUUUUCUUCUCUCUCUCUUUGGCUUUUGGAGGGCUUAUUGCAUUCGCGAGCUACAAUCCAGCAAAAAAUGACUGUGAAAAGGAUGCUGUGACAGUAGCAAUUGUGAACAGCAUGACAUCCCUCUAUGCUUCCAUCCCAGUCUUUUCUGUUUUGGGGUUUAAAGCAACCACAGCCUACUGGGACUGCUUGGACAGGAACAUUAUCAAUAUCAUCAAUGAAUUUGAUCUUCCAGAAGAAAGCAUCAUGCGACAGAACUAUACAUCCUGGAUUAGUUUUUUGAAUUCAUCAUAUCCAGAAAAAAUUGCUGGGCUCAAACUGAAAAGCUGUGAUCUUCAAGAAUUUCUUGAUCAGAGUGUCUCAGGAACUGGCUUGGCUUUCAUUGUUUUCACUCAAGCUAUCAUCCUCAUGCCAGGCUCCCAAGCCUGGGCCAUCCUGUUUUUCAUCAUGUUGUUCAGCUUGGGCCUUUCUUCGAUGUUUGGAAACAUUGAGGGUGUCUUCACUCCUCUUCUAGAGCUUCAAAUUCUACCUAAAUCAGCACCUAAAGAGCUAUUGUCUGGUAUAAUAUGUCUAAUUAGCUUCCUCAUUGCUCUGUGUUUUACACUGGGUUCAGGGAGUUACUGGAUUGACAUUUUUGACAGAUAUGCAGCUUCAGUGCCUCUUCUAGUCAUCGCUUUUUUUGAAGUGAUUGGAGUUGUGUACAUCUAUAAAAUUAAAAGGUUCAGUGAAGAUGUGGAAUGGAUGACCGGAAGAAAACUCAGUCUCUUCUGGCAGAUCACAUGGAGGUUUAUUAGCCCUCUGCUCCUGCUAAUUGUCUUCAUGGCCUUUGUUACUCUUCAGAUGCAGAAGCCACCAAGCUACACAGCCUGGAACCCUAACUAUGAAGGCUUCCCCAUGAAAGAGGAGAAAGUUUAUCCACCUUGGGUACAGGCCAUUUGUGUGCUGCUGGCUGCCCUUCCUUGCGUGUGUGUACCUCUGGUAGCGCUCUUCCACCUGGCCAAACAAAAGCGCAGGAGCAAGGAGCCAAGCCUUGUACCACCAGAAGUCUCCUCCUGUCAGGAGGCUAACAGUAACUUUUCUCAUCCAAAAGAAUAAACAUCCAUUGUACCUGUGCAAUGCAAAAAUAAGACAGCCUUUGUUACACAUUAUUAGCUGUCAUUUAGUAUCAUCCAACCAACCUGGGAUACAGUUCAUAUGCUAACAGCAAUCACCACACUCUGUAAACAAUGCUGUUGUGUUUCCUUCAAUUUCAACCAAUUUCACAACUUCAUGUAUCUCUCCAGCCAGAAUUUAAACUUAGAAAGCCUGUCAAGUAUUGUUGCUGGCUUCUGUCUUUCUUCAUUUUUAAAAUACUGGUCUAUUUCCAAGGAUCAGCAACAUAGAUUGCAACACAAGGACGCACAGUUUUAUUCACUGCCCUGCCCCUCUGCUCCAGGAGACGGAGAAUGGGAGCCCUCUAACAAUAAGGACUGCUCCUUACCAGUACACUCUAAUUUUUGUAAAUC
Molecule: messenger RNA, 3675 nt
Organism: Zonotrichia albicollis (white-throated sparrow)
Lineage: Eukaryota; Metazoa; Chordata; Aves; Passeriformes; Passerellidae
Product: sodium-dependent neutral amino acid transporter B(0)AT3
Biological process (GO): sodium ion transmembrane transport; nitrogen compound transport; amino acid transport
Cellular component (GO): plasma membrane
Source: RefSeq, a predicted model, not a curated record